AUACCCCUGCAGAUAAAUAAAUAUUUGAAAACAUGUAGAAAAGUAUUGUGACAACCACAUUCAUUUCAUACAAAGGAAAAUGUUGUUUUUUGGUUCAUGCCAAUAAGUUAUCCAAAAAUAUAAAACAUCUGUUUUUAAACACAUUUUUCAGUGUUAGACAAGAUGAAAGUGUUUAGAGUGAUUAUUGUGACCAAAAUAACAGUAAUAUUUCAUAUUUAUAUCUUCAAAGGCUUUAAUCUAAUGAAAGAUCAGCUCUGUGUGCAGCCGAGCAGAUGUUCUCUGAUGCUCCUCAAUCUUCCUUCCUCCCUUUGUCCUCCAGAUAACCUCUAUAUAUAUGAUAUGAGAUAUAUGCAGGGUUUAUAUCGUAAGUGACUUUCUUUUCAUGUUAAGUCACAUUGAUUAAUUUCAGUUUAUCCUGAUUAACUCAUCAUUGAGAAAGAAAAUGAUUAAACAAAAAGAUUAUAUCAGCAAGGACAUAGGAGAUUAGGAGGAGAGGAGACAACCGAGGAAAAAGGAAAAGAGGAAGGCACAGAAACCGAGAGGCAGGGGGCCAGAAACAGGAAGUAGAAGUCCACUCUUUACAGGACUGCUGUCUGAGGGAGACUCCACAACUGCAUGCCCAGAAGGUCCAGAAGCAUCAGAAAGCUUCAGGCUCCUGAAUCUGUUCCUUUCAAAGUAGAAUAACUUGUUAAAAACAAGCAGACGAAAGUCCAACGUCGGAGCCCGAUGGACCCCCUUAACUCCUCCCACCUCCCCACCAACCAAUCAGAGCUCAGCAGCACCUUCACCCAGCACGUGCUGCCGCCGCUCUACCUGCUGAUCUUCGUGGCGGGCUCGUGCCUGAACGGCGUGGCCGCCUGCGUCUUCUUCCGCGUGCCAAGCGACUCGGGCCUGGUGGUGUACCUGAAGAACAUGGUGGUGGCGGACCUCCUCAUGCUCGCCUCCUUCCCCUUCCGGCCCGCGGCCCAGCUGGGCCUCGGCGGCUGGCGCCUCCACGUGGUGAUCUGCCGCUACACCUCGGUGCUCUUCUACUCCUCCAUGUACGCAGGGAUCCUCUUCAUGGGCCUCAUCAGCCUGGAGAGGUACGUGAGGAUCGUGAAGAACGCCUCCUCCUCCUCUUCCACCUCCUCCAGGUGCAGCAGGGCGCCCCCGCUGCACCUGCUGCAGAGCGUGGGCUUUGCCCGCAUGCUGGCGCUGCUCAGCUGGGCCCUCCUGCUGGCGUGCGCGCUGCCCAACGUGGUUCUGACCAGCCGGCCCGCGGACGCGGAGACGUCGCGGCGCUGCAUGCAGCUGAAGACGCCGCUGGGGGUCAGCUGGCAUCGCGCCUCCACCCUGUUCAACGUGGGCCUGUUCUGGGUCACCCUGCUGGUGCUCGCCUCCUGCUACGCCUCCAUUGCACGCCGGGUCUACCGCUCCUACCGCCGUGUGGGCUGCCGCCGCCGCAGCGACGCGUGCCACAAGUCCAACCGCAGCAUCUUCACCCUGCUGGCGGUGUUCCUGGCGUGCUUCGUGCCGUACCACGCGUGCCGCGUGCCGUACACCCUGAGCCAGAUGCCCGGCGCCGGCUUCAGCCGCCACAGCCGCUUCCUGCUCUUCCAGCUGAAGGAGGCCACGCUGUUCCUCUCCGCCCUCAACGUCUGCCUGGACCCCCUCAUCUACCUCCUUAUGUGCCGCACCUUCAGGGAGGCGCUGCUCGGGAAGGGGAGGGCCGCGGGGCCCACGGGGGCCACGGGACAGAGCCUGAGCCUUAUCUAAGAGGUGGGGGGGAAGAGAGAGGGAAGGAGCUGAGGAGUCAAGGGGUCAAGGAGAGGAGACAAAAGAAGAGGGGACUAGAGAUGAGGCGAGGAAACCAGGAGAGAAGAGGACACGCCUUAACAGACUGUCGUGUGUAAAUGAAGUCUAUAAAAGACGAGUUGUCAGUGAACGCAUCGCCUCUGUUUCUGGAGAACACAAUAGAAACUGAAUUCAUUUAUAUAAAAUAUAAUAUUAAAUUAUAAGCUGGUCUUUAAAUAAUGCAUUUACAUAUAUGAAUUAAUUAAUUAAAUUACUAAUUUAAACACAGUGAAUUAUUUAAGUUACUAAUUUAAAUAUAGCUAAUUUUUUUAAUGAUCUUUUAUUUAUAGUUCAUUAUUCUUCUGUGAUCAUCUUGGUGUCAUUAUAAGACACUUUCAAUCAAGUAAUUGGAAAUGAUAAAUGAAAAAUGUAUAGUUGUAAAUAAAUGUUUGAUGAUUCGUUGGUUGGAGUUUGAGAUGAACUUAUUAUAACUUAUCCUGAGAGAACAGGAAGUGGCUCAGACUGUUGUGAUGUCACAUCCCUGUGACUCCGGGGGAAGUCAGCUGAUCUCAUUUUUGUGGUGUCCCCGUGUUUACCCACACUAUAUCCAUCACAUUAUAUUCAUAAAAUGUAAUAAAAUAUUCAAUUAAAUUCAUUUUAUUUUGUAUUUUCCUCUGUCCCCAAA
Pungitius pungitius (ninespine stickleback) is the source of this 2458-nucleotide messenger RNA. Its product is annotated as P2Y purinoceptor 14. The coding region runs from base 727 to 1755 and encodes 342 amino acids. The record is from RefSeq and is a predicted model, not a curated record. The transcript has 3 exons. Gene Ontology annotation, molecular function: G protein-coupled purinergic nucleotide receptor activity. Lineage: Eukaryota; Metazoa; Chordata; Actinopteri; Perciformes; Gasterosteidae. Gene Ontology annotation, biological process: G protein-coupled receptor signaling pathway. Gene Ontology annotation, cellular component: membrane.